CAUACCAUCCUAAGGAGGUUACGAACAAGAGAAGUGUAAAACCAGUACACGAUACACCUUGAUCACCAAAGACACCAUUAACGUAGAUUUCUCUACAUACGUAUCUUAAAUCUACAGCGUCAUCCAAUGGUCAAUUUCUCCCUUUUCUCUCUACAGGAGCUGCUGACCGAGGACACCCCCCUCUUGAGGAUAUCAACCAGACUCAGCAGAGGACAGUCCAGCACUCAGUGGUCAUUUAACGCUGAAAGGUUGGUACACUUUAUGAAUGACUAAAUGACUAAAUGAAUGUUUAUGAGGAGGCGCCGUCAGGGAGCAGAGUGGAGUCGGAGUGUGUGAAGAUGGAGGACGAGUGUGUGAAGACGGAUGAUGAGGGUGUGAAGACGGAGGACGUGUGCCAGACUCUCCAGUCGACUCCUCCAGUGGAGAACCCAAACCCAACCCACAAGCCAGUGAGGAGCUGCAGGAUAAAGACGAAGCUGUUGCUCUUCAAUACUCUGUUAUUGAUCGUUAUCCUGAUCAUGAUCGGACUCUUCAUUGCAAAAAAGCCACAAGCCCCUGCUGCAGAAAACCAACAAAACACAGAAGUGAGCAGAACAGAAGAUGCUGGAGUAGAUGAUGAAAGCGGGAGUGGAGAGCUGUGGAUUCUCCACGAUGGCAUGUUUUAUUUGUUCUGGGAAGACGAAGGGAGCUGCGCUGAGGCUGAGAAGUUCUGUAAAGAAAGAAACUCCAGAAUUGGCACCGUUACAAACAAGAACGAGGACUGGAUUCUGUCUCAGGCAAACGGGAGGAAGCUGUGGAUGAAUAUUGAUGGUGAUACAGCUGGACCCCUGAAUAAGACCCUCUGUCAGUGUCCGCUGGAUGGAGGAAACUCAGCAAACUCAGAGGACAUGCGGGGCUGGGUGUGUGAAAGUGGUCAACUGAAAUCUCUCCAAAUCCCUGAAUCUCCAAAUCGGACACCACCUUCAUUUAGUUUUUACGAUAGCUUCAUUUUUGAUGACUUUGAGGAAGCAGCUGAUUAUUCUAUUACAGAUUAUGAAGAGUACAGUUUAGAAUAUGCUCCAUCUGAAAACCCCACAGCAGCACCUGAGCAUGAGAGCUCUGCGUCCUCUGCAGCGUCUCUUCUCUCUGUGAAGAUCUACAUUAUUACAGUGUCUGUUCUGGCUUCACUGCGUCCACUGCACUUCUGACCCUCCUCUGAGUUUGUGGAGAUCUGACCCUAGAAGCACAUGUGUCGCCCCCCCCCCAAACCUUAGAGAACUUCAUCACGGCUUUAAUGAGUUUUCAUGUCUGGUGUUAAAUGACUUCCUUGCUUAUUUUCUCAAGUUCAAAUUUUACAUUAUUUGUAUGUGACAUUAUAUGAAUUUAUUUUAAGCCUGUUUCCAAUAAACUCUCGUUUGCAAUGCUGGCA
Molecule: messenger RNA, 1408 nt
Organism: Colossoma macropomum (tambaqui)
Lineage: Eukaryota; Metazoa; Chordata; Actinopteri; Characiformes; Serrasalmidae
Exons: 8
Coding region: 282-1187 (301 amino acids)
Source: RefSeq, a predicted model, not a curated record